Messenger RNA from Apus apus (common swift), 493 nucleotides. It is a transcript of the gene CLPS, whose product is annotated as colipase. The coding region runs from base 1 to 360 and encodes 119 amino acids. Gene Ontology annotation, cellular component: extracellular region. Gene Ontology annotation, biological process: lipid catabolic process; digestion; positive regulation of catalytic activity. Gene Ontology annotation, molecular function: lipase binding; enzyme activator activity. The transcript has 3 exons. The record is from RefSeq and is a predicted model, not a curated record. Lineage: Eukaryota; Metazoa; Chordata; Aves; Apodiformes; Apodidae.
AUGGCCACCAUCCUGCCCCUCCGCCUGCUCCUGGCCCUGCUGCUGCUGCUGCCCCCGGCCCUGCCCGCGCCCCACGAGCGAGGGCUCAUCUUCAACUUGGACAUCGGGGAGCUGUGCCUGCAGAGCGCCCAGUGCAAGAGCGGGUGCUGCCACCGCAACAGCGGCCUCAGCCUGGCCCGCUGCGCGCCCAGGGCAGCCGAGUUCCAGGAGUGCUCCCCAAAGAGCCUCUAUGGGGUUUACUACAAGUGUCCCUGCGAGAACGGCUUGACCUGCGACGCCGAUAAGAGCAUCGUGGGCUCCAUCACCAACAGCAACUUCGGCCUCUGCAAGGAUCCCCUGAGCUCAGACAAGUCCCGGUGAAGGAAGAGAUCCCCCCCAAGACCUCCAUCCUACCCCUGCCACCCUCUUUUCCCCCUCCCCAGGGAUGCCCAGACCUGCCCACGCUGCCCUGGCUGCAGGGGGGAAGGUCUGAGUAAAGAGCAUCUCCUGUCAA